Molecule: messenger RNA, 4745 nt
Organism: Bacillus rossius redtenbacheri
Lineage: Eukaryota; Metazoa; Arthropoda; Insecta; Phasmatodea; Bacillidae
Gene: net
Product: transcription factor ATOH8
Exons: 2
Coding region: 329-1438 (369 amino acids)
Biological process (GO): axon development; sensory organ development; positive regulation of transcription by RNA polymerase II
Cellular component (GO): nucleus
Molecular function (GO): DNA-binding transcription factor activity, RNA polymerase II-specific; protein dimerization activity; E-box binding
Source: RefSeq, a predicted model, not a curated record
GCGCAGGUCGUGAGCGGAGCGCUGCUGCGAUGCACGGCGAGGCCCGCACACACGCGCGUGCGUGCGAAGUGACGACCCCCGGCACGCACCCGCGACGCUGCUCGUCGUAGUCCCACGACCGCCGCCAGACGACCUGAACAAACAAUCAAACCUCGUGUGAUAUAAAAAAAAAACAAAGAAAAAAUAUAUAUAUUUGUAAUAUACGUUGGAACGCCAGUGUGUUGUGCCUCUCGGGGGAACUAACUGUGUGGAUGGGGUGCGCCCCGGUGACUUCUUGAAGGAGGUUCGCCGACUGGUUCGGGGCCCCUCCCCCUCCCCCCUUCAAGCCAUGGCCGCGGCACUCGAGGUGACGCAGCACGACAUGCUGCCUGUGCGGGAGCCUUCGCCCCUGUCCAAAGACUCGAAGACGUCGACGCUGGAGCGGGACGCAGGCUUCUGCUCGGGCGGCGACGACGAGGACCUGGAGGCGGAGGACGACCCUCACGCGCACACCGACACCAGCGACGACAGCGUCGAGGCCAAGGCGCCCGCCUCCUGCGCCUCGGCCAAGAACAAGCGCAAGUCCGCGGAGCCGCGCCGGUUGCCCGGGGAGACCUCGCCGCACAAGAAGCGCAGGAGGCACCUGGACGCGCGGGUGCCCGUGCCGCCGCUGUCCGACUACUCCACCGCCUCCGACACGCCGCCGUCCAACCCGCGCGCCGCCAGCCUCAGCCCCUUCCGGCCGUGGAGCAACCCGGUGCCGCCGCCCUCGCCGCCCCCGCCGCCGCCGCCCUACACGGACCGCGUCCCCGCCUUCCCGCAGCAAGACGAGCCGCUGUCGCUGGUGCUGCGGCCGGCGGCGGCGAGGGAGUGCCCUUCGAGGAGGCCGCGGCGGCGGUUCCCCGACGACCUGGGGGACCGCAUCCGCCUGGAGCCCGCGCCGCCGCCGGCCGUCUUCCCGGCGCGGCCGCAGCCGGCCUUCGCGCACGCGCGGCCGAGGCCCGGCCCGGCGGAGACCUGCACCAGCGCCUCGCUGGCGGCGGCGGCGGCGGCGGGGGGCGGCGACUCGCGGCCCAAGUUCAGCGUGGAGUCGCUGCUGGAGGAGCCGUCCACCUCCUCCUGCUCCUCCUCGCAGCAGCAGCAGCAGCAGCAGCGCAACUACAAGAACAUGACGCGCGAGCGCCGCAUCGAGGCGAACGCGCGCGAGCGCACGCGCGUGCACACCAUCAGCGCGGCCUUCGACACGCUGCGGCGCGCCGUGCCCGCCUACUCGCACAACCAGAAGCUGUCCAAGCUGUCGGUGCUGCGCAUCGCGUGCUCCUACAUCCUGACCCUGUCGCGGGUGGCCGGGGCCGACUACAGCGGCGACGGCAGCGCGCCGUCGGUCGCGAGCUGCGUGGAGCAGGUGUCGCGCACCAUCCAGACGGAGGGCAAGCUGAGGCGCAAGAAGGACGACUGAGCGGCUUUCGCGGGUUCAUUCCCCUCCCUCACUACAAGUGCUCAUUGGUAGGGGCAUGCUCGUCUCGCGAAAAGAUCUGAACACUUGUUACUAGAGACCCGUGAAUUUCGCGGAUUCAAUGACCCCCCAGGAUAGACUCCAAUAUCCUCUACACACUCGGGCAAAUGCCAACUGUUCAUUGGCUGUUGACUUGUGAGUCGUCUCGACUGGGUGGCCUGUGAUUCGACACUUCUAUGAGUGAGGGUCUCUAAUUGGCCCUCAGUCCUCCAGAUUAACAGAGAAACAAUGACAGAAGCAGCACUAAGGUAUAAUUAUUUGAAUUUUAGCAUAACACGAAAUGAAUCCGCGAAAUUCACGGGUCUCUACUUAUUACUAGAGACCCGGAAAUUUGGCGCAUUCUUCUGACCUCAGGAUAGAAUUCAAAGUUAUAAGGUGCGCUCGACCCAUGUUUACUUUCCCACUGGUUGAUUUCUUAGCGAGAACAUUUUUAUCCUUGUUAUUUGGCACUACCUGAUUCGCUUACUUCUCUCCUAGCUGGACAUCGUUGGCUCACGGUCGUAGAGGGGCGUGUCCAAAUAACUGCGGGCCAAUCAUGAACACAGUGCGACAGUGUGGAGGUUUGCAUUCUAGCUUGCGACUAAAUGAAUCCGCGAAAUUUCCGGGUCUCUACUUAUUACCCUGUAAUAAGGUGGUUCCUUCCUUCCUUGUGAUUGGCUGCCGUCUGCGAGAGAAGUCGUUGCCUUGUUUGACCGAGCCGCUCAGGACGCACUGUGUUACUGUGAUUGGUGUUGUAACAAUCGUCAUGUACCUAAAAUAAAAUCACCCAAUCACGAAACACAGAUGAUGACCACAGUGUUUCAACUUUCAGCUAGUCUCGGAAUCUUUUCGCGAGAACGUGGCCCUACUAAUCAUCAACGUCAAGCAGAUGUAUAUGUUAUUAAAGUCUACUUUGCUACCCGAUGAAUCCGCGAAAUAAUCAUGGAUCUAGCUAUUGCGGACAGCAUUUGGAGCGUCGUAGAGGGUUAUAAAAUCUCGAAUCACUUCCUGCGUUCUAAGGUUCAAUGCUGUUAAGUGUUCGACAUGUCUUUAAAAGUGCAUUUAAAUAUGUUCUGUGUCAAAUUAGUACUUUACACUUCUUCUUUAUAUUUAAACUAAGAUGUGUUUGUUGGUGUACCGUUGAACAAAACAAACGCACAUGAAUUUGUGUGUGUCAGCUUAAGUCAAAAGUUAUGUUGGCAAAUUUCAAGCCAAUGAUGAGCUAAUGCGCAUAAGACAAGAAUCGGUCUACACCAGAUAUCGUUUAUGACAUGCCUAACUUCGUCCCGGUAGCUCUGUGUUUCCCCCCACCAUCAUGUAUCCUAUCGCCAGCGGUCUCUCUCUCUAAGCCGAGUGUCUAGUCUUGUAUACUUCGUCAAAAAUAUGUUGAAAUUUUUUUUUUUGACUGGUGCUUCAGGAAAUUUUCACUCUCUGUUAACAAAAUUGUUCCUUACGUGCCAUGGUGCUAAAAUAUUUAGCUGUUGGUACUAAAUUUAUUCGUAGCACAAGUAGGCCUAUGACAAUUAUCUAGUUGUGGUACUCCUAUAAACAUAUCUACAGUUGAUAGUACUUGUAGACACAAAUGCAAGACCUUUUUUUUGGUCGUAAUUUUUUUUUUACAAACUACAGUUCUACAUCAAAAUGGAUUGAGUACUAAAAUUUUUAAUUGAUGAUUUUACAUUUUUUUGUGAAGCUGUUUCCUGUUUUGGUUAUUAUUGCUAGAGACCGGAAAAAAUCGCGGAUUCAUUUCGCGAUAGGCUAAAAUUCAAAUAAGUGUACCUUUUAGCUGCUUUUGCUAUAGGCUCACUGUUAUUCUGGACGAAUCUAGGCCAAUGAGAAACCUUCAACGAAAGAAGUAUCGAAUGAUAGGCAAGCUAGUUGAGACAAGUCAGCAGCCAAUGAACUGGCGUUAAUUUGUCCGAGAAUACAGAGGACUGUGUAGUCUACCAUGAAGUUCAUCGAAACAGCUGAUUUAAUUCCAAAGGUUUUGGAUUUUGAAAAACACACAUGACUAAGAGACUAAAAUUUUUUUUUACGGUUUCGAUUAUCUUCAAGGUAGACUACACAGUCCUCUUACACCCGGGCAAAUAACGCCAGUUCAUUUGCUGCUGAGUUGUUGUGUCUUCUCAACUGUUUGCCUGUUAUGUGAUACUUCUUUGACGUACAGUCGUCCAGUUAACAGUGAGCCAAUAGCAAAAUCAUCUAAGAGAAUUUUUUCCGGUCUCUACCUAUGACAAGUUCAUAAUGAAAUAGUUACCAGCGAGAGACGGUUUGCCGAAGGGAGGGGACAGCCACGCGGAUGAGCAGUGUCGCCAACAUUGCGUGUGUUUGUGAGCAGUUCCGUCAUAAUACGUUGUACCAUGCACGAAGUCUUUGUGAAUGCACAGCUGUGUGUGCUGAAGAGAGUUACGACCAACAACUUAGAGCAACUUCGUUAGUCGUAAAAUUCACUGAAAUGUAGUAUUUUUUUAAAUUAAAAUUUACAAGAUAAAACCCUAAAAAAACACACCUUGGUUGGCAAAUAUUCUUGAAAUUUGAGCAAGAUAUGCUUAAUACUAAAAAUAUGUACCUAUGGACGUCAUUAUGGACCUCACUGAAUUCCAUGUGACAGAUGGUUCAUUGUUACAGAUGGUUCUCAUUCACGCAGACUUCGUGCAUCAACUCAUCGAUAGUCCCUAUACAAUAAUGUUCUCGUCCAUCGAAGUGUACAAGUAUACAAGAAAAUGCCGAACUUAAAUAACGCUAUUAACAACUAACAAAACAUGUUUAGAUAGGUAUCUUUCGUUGUAGAUUUUACGAAUAGUUACAUAAAAAAAGACUGAGAGGUUUAUAUGUACAAAGCAAAUUCUUCAGUCACUUUCUUUCUUCUUAUACAUCAAGAAUAUAAACGUGUAUUAAAAAUUAAUUACAGCUAGCUUUUAGUCAAUGCCUAAUUGGUAAAAGAGCUGAGCUUGAAGCAACCUUUCAAGUACAAAUAAUAAUAACAAUAAUAUUGGCAGAUUUUUCAAGUUAAUGAGCUAGAUGCUGCCAAAUGCUAUUGCUAGACAUGUAGAUAAUGUAAAAUUACAUUUAUAUAAUACAUAAAUAUGGUUAUGUAUAUUUUGAAGUUCUUUGGCUGUAAGAACAGCUUUUCAAGACAAUUUAAGUAGUCUUAAAAAGACCCAAAAUUUUAUAAUUAUUUUUAUGUGAUGAGCUACCUAGAUAAUAACCUUUUGUAUACUAUUUACAUUUGUUAGGCAUUUUAAGACAGUUACUUUAAUGCAUUAACAGA